UCCGGUAGCGUCUGUGUUGUCAAAAUGGCAGGACAGGAGCACCAGCACCACCACCACCACUUCUCUCUGUGUUUCUGCGAUUUAAUGAGGUUGCUGUGGUCCCUGGUGGUCCCCUGCGUCUACCUCAGCCUGCUCCUGACCCUCGUCCUGCUGCUGCUCCUGCUGGGGGUCCGCAUGUGGCUGCGGGGCCGCCGCCAGGCCCGCCGGGCUCAGGGCGGCGGCCCCGCGGUGGCUUUCUUCCACCCGUACUGCAACGCCGGAGGAGGCGGGGAGCGGGUCCUCUGGUGCUCCCUGAGGGCCCUCAUGCACCGAUACCCCGGCGUCUCUUUUGUGGUUUACACGGGCGACCAGGGAGUGACCGGCGAGCAGAUUCUGGAGGGAGCCCGACAGCGUUUCAACAUCACGCUGCCUCGACCGAUCACCUUCAUCUUCCUGCGUCACCGCACGCUGGUGGAGGCCAGCUCUUACCCUCACUUCACCCUGCUGGGUCAGAGCGCCGGCUCCAUGUUCCUCGGCUGGGAAGCGCUGACCGCCUUCGUUCCUGACCUGUUCGUGGACUCGAUGGGCUACGCCUUCACCCUGCCCAUCUUCCGCUACCUGGGUGGCUGUAAGGUGGCGAGCUACGUUCACUAUCCCACCGUCAGCACCGACAUGCUCUCUGUGGUCCGAGAGAGGAACCCCAGAUUCAACAACGCCGACUUCAUCUCCAGAAACCCGGUGCUGAGCGCGGCGAAGGUGGUGUACUACUGCUGCUUCGCCCUGCUGUACGGCCUGGCCGGCUCCUGCAGCGACGUCAUCAUGGUCAACUCCACCUGGACGCUGGGACACAUCCUGGCCCUGUGGCGCUGUCCCAACCGCACCAGCGUCGUCUACCCGCCCUGCGACGUCAGGGCCUUCCUGGACGUCCCGCUGGAGGAUGAGGACGAGGUGGAGGAGGGCUGGGAGGAGCUCGGACGGGAGCUCGAAGAGGAAGGAGGAGGGGACAGGAAGUGCCACGCCAUCGUGUCGGUGGGUCAGUUCCGACCGGAGAAGGACCACCAGCUGCAGAUCCGGGCGUUUCACAAACUGCUGACCGGGAGGAAGGAGGGGCCAGGGGGUCGGGAGUCUCUGCGGCUGGUGCUGAUCGGCGGGUGCAGGAACCAGGAGGACGAGGAGCGGGUGCUGAUGCUGCGGGGGCUCUGCCAGGAGCUGGGCGUGUCGGACCGGGUCGACUUCAAACUCAACGUGGCCUUCGAGGAGCUGAAGAGGGAGCUGGUGGACGCCACCAUCGGUCUGCACACCAUGUGGAACGAACACUUCGGCAUCGGUGUCGUGGAGUGCAUGGCUGCAGGCACCAUCGUCCUCGCUCAUAAGUCUGGAGGGCCGAAGCUGGACAUCGUGGUGCCGUACGAGGGCGGACAGACGGGCUUCCUGGCCGACAGCGAGGACAGCUACGCCGCUGCCAUGGAAUCCAUCCUGGCGCUGUCUCCGUCGGCCAGACUGGAGAUCCGACGUAACGGCCGGCGCUCCGUGGAACGCUUCUCCGACCAGGAGUUUGAGGCUUGUUUCCUUGCCGCCACGGAGUCUCUGAUGAGUAAACUGGAGCGAUGAGGAAGAGCAGACGGGGCCGGCGGUCCAUCAGGGACCAGGACUUCAUUUAAUUCACAUUUAGUAAAGAGUGACCCAGUUUAAAACGAUAGACUCUGAUUCCUGGUGGACACGCAGCGCUAACAUUGUCCU
Messenger RNA from Micropterus salmoides (largemouth bass), 1719 nucleotides. RefSeq names its product GDP-Man:Man(3)GlcNAc(2)-PP-Dol alpha-1,2-mannosyltransferase-like. Gene Ontology annotation, molecular function: GDP-Man:Man(3)GlcNAc(2)-PP-Dol alpha-1,2-mannosyltransferase activity. Gene Ontology annotation, biological process: protein N-linked glycosylation. Lineage: Eukaryota; Metazoa; Chordata; Actinopteri; Centrarchiformes; Centrarchidae. The transcript is spliced from 6 exons. The coding region runs from base 25 to 1590 and encodes 521 amino acids. Gene Ontology annotation, cellular component: endoplasmic reticulum membrane. The record is from RefSeq and is a predicted model, not a curated record.